Messenger RNA from Boeremia exigua, 1110 nucleotides. RefSeq names its product mitochondrial prohibitin complex protein 1. The record is from RefSeq and is a predicted model, not a curated record. Gene Ontology annotation, cellular component: mitochondrion; membrane. Lineage: Eukaryota; Fungi; Ascomycota; Dothideomycetes; Pleosporales; Didymellaceae. Bases 37 to 879 code for a protein of 280 amino acids. The transcript is spliced from 2 exons. Gene Ontology annotation, biological process: mitochondrion organization.
CGCAAAAGACCACCGCAUCCGUACACCCACACCGCCAUGGCCGCCUUUCCGAGCUCGAUAUUCCGCUUCGUCGUCCCCGGCGCCAUCGCGUUUUCUGUUGCGCAGUCGUCCCUGUACGAUGUCAAGGGCGGCACACGCGCCGUCAUCUUCGACCGUCUGUCGGGAGUGAAGGAGCAGGUCGUGAACGAGGGCACGCAUUUCCUGGUUCCGUGGCUGCAGCGCGCUAUUGUAUUCGACGUCCGCACACGGCCGAGGAACAUCAGCACCACCACUGGAUCCAAGGAUAUGCAGAUGGUGACGCUCACGCUGAGGGUGCUGCAUCGCCCCGAGGUCAAGCAGCUGCCUAAGAUCUACCAAAACCUGGGUCUCGACUACGACGAGCGUGUUCUGCCGUCAAUCGGUAACGAAGUUCUCAAGGCCAUUGUCGCACAGUUCGACGCCGCCGAGCUCAUCACCCAGCGUGAGGCUGUCUCGAACAAGAUCCGUGCCGACCUCCUCAAGCGCGCUGGCGAAUUCAACAUUGCUCUCGAGGACGUUUCCAUCACACACAUGACCUUCGGCAAGGAGUUUACCAAGGCCGUCGAGGAGAAGCAGAUCGCCCAGCAAGAGGCCGAGCGUGCGCGAUUCGUCGUCGAGAAGGCCGAGCAGGAGAGGCAAGCCAACGUCAUUCGCGCUGAGGGUGAGGCCGAGGCCGCCGACACAAUUUCAAAGGCCGUGGCAAAGAGUGGCGAUGGUCUCAUCAUGAUCCGAAGAAUCGAAACACAGAAGGAUAUUGCGCAGAUGCUGGCCAGGAAUCCCAACGUCUCGUACCUGCCUGGUGGCUCGGGUUCGGAUGGCGGCAAGACAGGCGGCAGCUUCUUGCUUGGCCUGAGGAAUUAGAGCAGUGAGUCUGCUCCGGAUGUGGACGAUGGAUAUCGGCAUGAUGCAUGAUCAGUGGCUCUGAGCUUGGAGGCGCUGAUGCUGUACUAUAUUGACUGUGGACAUACCAACAGUACGACUUCUCUGUAGCGCAAAAAAAUAGUCUCCUCUUUCGCCCAAAUAUUGUCAGUGUGUCAGUCCCAAAUGCACUGAGACCAGUAGAGAGAUUGUAUUGUAAAUUGCUAAUGGCCU